AUGAAGCAAGGCUCGUUUGCACCGCGUCCCCGUCACGACAGACGCGAAGCGCGCGUUUACGAGCGAAGAGAGCUGACUCACAAUCGAACAGCGACGCAUGCGAGCCAGCCAAGUCCUGAGAAAGUCUCAGCGUCGCGCAUAGGCGCUUCUGCUCGCGAUGGCUUCACAGGCGUUGUCCUCGUGAAGGUCAAUGCGGCGAUAAAGCGUUGGAGCAGCGCUUCCAUCGCUGGUCGACGCGGUUGCGAUGAAUUUACAUGUAGUACGUACAUUGCAGUUGUCAUCGAGGAGCGAGGCACGCACUGUGUGAUUCCAGUGACGAAGACCAGCAUCAUCUGCAGCGCCAGUGGCGACCGAAGGCAAUCCGACGACAAUGAUGAUCGCAACACGAGCUUUCUGGCGUUGCAUCCUCGCCUUUCACGCCUGGAAGUGUGGCAUGCGCAGCAAGAUCUGCUUUGCAAACCACAAAAAUCACACUAG
Messenger RNA from Phytophthora nicotianae INRA-310, 477 nucleotides. RefSeq lists its product as hypothetical. The coding region runs from base 1 to 477 and encodes 158 amino acids. The transcript has a single exon. NCBI's taxonomy places the organism in Eukaryota, Oomycota, Peronosporomycetes, Peronosporales, Peronosporaceae. The record is from RefSeq and is a predicted model, not a curated record.